Mesitornis unicolor (brown roatelo) is the source of this 1840-nucleotide messenger RNA. RefSeq names its product dolichol kinase (gene DOLK). NCBI's taxonomy places the organism in Eukaryota, Metazoa, Chordata, Aves, Mesitornithiformes, Mesitornithidae. Bases 100 to 1671 code for a protein of 523 amino acids. Gene Ontology annotation, biological process: dolichyl monophosphate biosynthetic process. The transcript has a single exon. The record is from RefSeq and is a predicted model, not a curated record. Gene Ontology annotation, molecular function: dolichol kinase activity. Gene Ontology annotation, cellular component: endoplasmic reticulum membrane.
CAGUAGCAUGAAAGGGAAUUCUUCCUGAGGGACAACUGUUGAGCACAUUGGGACUCCUGAGAAAUAUUUUGGAAGCUUGAGCCCCAUCAGACUGGAAUCAUGUUAAAGAAGCCAGUGCUGGUGGAAUCCCUGAUCGUGUUCGUCAUCGUUCUCUCGGUGCACGCGGUGGUGUGGGACCGCUACUCCUGGUGCGCUGUCGCUCUCGCCGUCCAGGCUUUUUAUGUCCAGUUCAAAUGGGACCGCCUGCUCCAGCUGGGGGGGGCUGUGUUCCAGUUCCGGACAGCAGCAAACAGUGGCCUCCUGCCAGCCAGCAUGGUCAUCCCCUUGCUGGGGAUAGCCAUGAAGGAGAGGUGCAAGUUUGCUGGCAUUGUGUACUUCGAACAUUUUGGCAUCGUCGUAGCCUCCACUGGCAUGCUGGUCGCUCUCUUUCUGUCUGUAAUAGCGGUUGGCAUCACAAAACCUGUGCCAACCAACACUUGCAUACUUACUGGUAUUGCUGGCAGUAUAAUUAUCUAUACCAUGAAGCACUCUUUGACUGUUUCAGAAGUGAUAGAGGUCCUAGAAGUGCUGCUAAUUUUUGUCUACCUCAGUAUGAUCUUGCUGUACUUGCUGCCUCGAUGUUUUACUCCUGGGGAGGCACUGCUGGUUCUGGAAGGUAUAAGUUUUGUUCUCAAUCAGCUCAUUAAACGCUCACUGAACGUAAUUGAGGGCAGAGGUGAUCCCAUAGACUUUUUCCUUCUGGUAGCAGUUGUUGGAGUUGUUCUCCUUGGGCUUUUUUUCACUGUUCUCUUCAUUUUCAUGGAUUCAGGUACGUGGAUCUCCUCCAUGUUUUUCCACAUGAUGACGGCAGUGCUAGGCUUAGGGGUCAUCAUGCCUUGGCUUUACCGACUGAUCCAGAGGAACCCUUUGUUCUGGCUACUCCAGUUUCUUUUUCAGACACAGACAAGAGUUUACCUUCUUGUAUACUGGACCUUCUUGGCUGCUUCAGCAUGUGGCAUAGUUUUCUACCAGAAUGCCAAGAGAUCAUCCGAAUCUAAAAAACACCAGGCCUCGACUAUAACCAGGAAAUAUUUCCAUUUCAUUGUUGUAGCUACUUACGUUCCUGGACUGAUCUAUGACCGCCAGCUUCUCUACAUUGCUGCAGUACUGUGUCUGGCAGUGUUUAUCUUCUUAGAGUACAUUCGGUACUUCAGGAUCAAACCUUUCGGCCAAACCCUUAGGCACUUGCUGUCUCUCUUCUUGGAUGAAAGAGACAGCGGACCUCUAAUCUUGACUCAUAUUUAUCUUCUUCUUGGCAUGUCCCUCCCAGUGUGGCUGUUCCCCAGAUCUUGUGCUCCUAAAGGUACCUUGUCUGGGGCAGGAGCACUGGUCCCCUACUCUGGGGUGCUGGCAGUAGGGGUAGGAGACACCAUUGCCUCCGUUUUUGGCAGUACAAUGGGGGAAAUCAAAUGGCCAGGAACAAAGAAGACCUUUGAAGGGACAAUGACAGCUAUUUUUGCUCAGAUCAUUGCUGUGGCACUCAUUCUGAUCUUUGACAGCAGUGUGAAUCUGAACUCCAGCUAUGCCUGGAUUCUGGCAUCUGUGAGUUUAGUCUCUCUUUUGGAAGCUUAUACUACCCAAAUUGAUAACCUGCUGUUGCCUCUCUACCUCCAGAUAAUGUUUAUGGCUUAGAAGCACUUCCAGGAACAGGUUUCUCCCUUUCUAGAGAAAUGUGCUAAUAGGAUAUGCACUGUAAUGAGAGCUCAAAGAUGAUCUAAACACUGCUUUAGGUACGGCAGAUAAAACUGUUAAAAACAGAAGUGAAAAAGACCUAUUUAAAAUAAAGGUUUUGUUUUGGUCU